Podarcis raffonei (Aeolian wall lizard) is the source of this 3708-nucleotide messenger RNA. RefSeq names its product thymus, brain and testes associated (gene TBATA). Gene Ontology annotation, cellular component: endoplasmic reticulum; basolateral plasma membrane; Golgi apparatus. The record is from RefSeq and is a predicted model, not a curated record. Bases 153 to 3695 code for a protein of 1180 amino acids. Gene Ontology annotation, molecular function: lipid binding. The transcript has 25 exons. Gene Ontology annotation, biological process: lipoprotein metabolic process; lipid transport. NCBI's taxonomy places the organism in Eukaryota, Metazoa, Chordata, Lepidosauria, Squamata, Lacertidae.
UGACACAGUCGGGGGACAAAGAAGGCAGACUUUUGUUAUGUACAGAAGUGAGAUUAUUUUUGCAGCCUUUGGCCAGACAGUAAGUCAAAAGGACACCCCACUCCCCACAUGGAUGUGGCAACAGCUUAAAUGGAACAUCUACGAAAGAGGAAAUGGGGGAUCUGAAGAGUCCGUCUGCCAGCCCCUUCACAGGCAAAGACAUCACUGUUCUGGCAGGGAAGCUUAAACACAUGGCCCUGAACACCCCACUCCGUUUCAGCGCUCAGGCCUUGAGACCCCAUUCCAAGAACAGCGCUCGGUUUGGCUGCCUCAGCCAUCACUCUUUCUUCUCACGGCACAAUCCCCACCCUCACAGAGUCACUCAUAUUCAAGGCUUGAACGGUGCUCCUGUUUGCACAGUUAAUGACGAGUGGUGCGAGCAGACCAUUCUGCCACCUCACCCAAUGAUAAAGAGUCAGAUUCGUGCUUCUAUUUUGGGGGCGCCUGGGGCUCAGAUACCCAUCGGAGACCCACAACCUGUUCCAGUCCCCUGGCUAUCGACAGGUUCUUUGUCCAAUGCCUGGCGAGAAGAAUUGAGGGAACUUGCUGCCAGAGUCAGAGCCGCCUCGUCCACUGAGAAAAAGGAGGCAGCAGAAAAGUCUCGGAGGGAGACACAAUACUCAGAAGAAACAGGACGUCUCAUCCCACCUCCCUCUCGAGCUACAGCUUGCCAUUCGUCCCGCCGUUUGCACAGGAACAAUGCCAAGAAUAAAGGCAAGGAUGCGACCCUGCUCUUCCGGGACCAAGAACUUAUAAUUUUGGAGCUGCUCUGUCAGAUCCUGCAGACAGACUCCUUGACUGCGAUCCAGCAAUGGCUGCUCAUGGCUGCGCAGAGGGAAAAGGACCUUGUCAUGGGAUUGUUGCAGACGGCAACUGCCAAUUUACAUCUUGAUCCUCAGGAGCUGACCACAAGCAUGGAAAGUGAUGGAAAGCAUCCAUCACAGUUGCCCCCAGGUGCCUCAGGAUUUGCCUCCAAACCACGCAGCUUUGGGAGAAAUCAUGUAACCAGGCUGUCUGUUAUGAGACAAAAACAAGAACCUAUCCCAGAAGAAGAAAAGCCAGAGAACCUGGAGGCACCAUCUUUCAAGUCAGGAAUCCUAUACCAGUACCGCUACUCAUUGGAUGGCCAGCUAAGAUACCUGUCAAGGCCAUCUUUGCAAGGAAGCAAGCUGCAGGCUGAAGCUCUGGUUGAUGUGCAUCUCGUGUGGAGAAAUCCCAAGGAUGCCGGGGAGCACCUUCUCCAAAUCCAAAUCCAUGGCCUGCAACUCCAUCACGAUCCGGAACAAAGUAAGAGUCAGACUGAGAACAAUGAUCAACCUGCCCAAAUUUCACUGAACACUACAGAACUGGAGCAGCCCGUUUUCCUUCAUUGGAAAAAUGGGAAGGUUGAAGGCAUCUAUGAAGACAAAGCUGGAAGCCCCUUAACUUUGGAGCUGAAGAGAGGCCUGGUCAGCCUUCUCCAGUUUCAGACCCACCCUGGGACAGUGACUGAGGAUGACAUUUCUGGGAGCUGCCCAGUGACCUACACAGUCUCCAAGGAUUCUGUUCUGAAGACAAAAGACCUACAUGGAUGCAAAAGAACAAAGUUUGGAUUCAGCUCUGUUAACAAGAUGUUUGGAGUCCUGUGGCAACCUGUAAGUAAAAGUCUUUAUUCUGUGGAAGGACAGCUCCUCAAGUCCGCAUUGUCCGAAGAAAGUCAUACAAUCUCUCUAAACCUGAAGUCUUCCAUUGGAGUCGAUAUCACCUCCAGGCAACACCUUGAACUUGUGACUCAAGUGUCUGGAUCAAAAGAAUUACCAGGGGAAAGUCCUCAGGAAGCCCUGGCGGCUGUGCUGAGGAAACCGCAACCCAUUAACAUAGCGAGUGAUCCUGUCAAGAGGACCAACACCCAGUACCCAACUCUCAAAACCUACUUGAAAACACUGGCUAAAAAGAGACGCAGAAUGGACCUCUCUGAGGCAUCAAUCACUUGGCAUUUUUGCAAAGUUGUCCAGAUGUUGCGCGAUGCCAAGAAGAAAGACAUCCUGCUGUUGUUGAAGAAAGCACCAGAAGAGAUUGCGUCCUUCUACGUUGAAGCUGCAGUGGCUGCCCAUUCUACAGCUUCCUUGAUGGCACUGUCUGAAUUUCUCAGUUUUGGGAGCAAAAAGAACGCCGCCUUACUGGAGAAGUUCUUCUACGCUGCAGCCUUCUCCCCUCGCCCUUCAAAGGAGCUCUUGCGUCUGGUGGUAGAUAAGCUGAAUGGAAAGAAACUAGAAGCAGCCACCUGGGAAACGGGGAAUAUUGUAAUCGGCAGCCUGAUUGGCAAGCUGUGCCAAAUGAAACUGUGUGGUCUUCAAGAAGUAAGACUUGAAGUAGACUCCAUCGUGCAAAGGCUCAAGAACACCAAGAAGGACUCUGAGAGGGUGAUUUAUCUGUUGUCCCUGAAAAGUGCUCUGCUCCCAGAAUCCAUCCCCAUCUUCCUGCAUUAUGCAGAAGAGGGCUCUGCCACGGUCUCAGCCACAGCGCUGAACGCACUACAGAGGUAUUCUGCACAGCACAUCUCAAGCACGGUUAAAAUGGCAAUGAAACGCAUAUUCCAUGAAGUGCACAGACGCUAUCCAAAAAUUUCAAGGCUGGCUGCUGCAGAAAUCCUGUUGAACAAUGAUCCCUUGCCAGAGGAUUUCACCAAUAUCCUGUUGGCCACCAGAGAACUUGAGCCAGAAAUGUCAAGAUUUCUGCUGUCAAAAAUCCAAAACAUCGUACACUCCGGUCAUCAUCCAACCAGAAAGGUCGCUAAAGAGGUUCUGAAUGACCCGCAGAUAAAUAAUUACUACUUCCUCUCCUCUGAAGCUGGCAGCUCCAUCUCCUUCUCAGGACCAGUGACAGCCACCAAUGACACUCUCUCUACCAUUGGCCUGGAUCUCCUGUUCUCAGACAUUGGCAUUCUGAGGAAGAGCACCACCAGUUUCAAUAUCCUAAGCCAUGGCUACCAGCUCCAAGCAGCUCAGGUGGCCAUAGAAGCAAAAGGAUAUGAGGGCAUCCUGGGAGGCAACGCAGCCGAUGGAGAAGACGAAUUAAUGGCCGGCAUGUCUGCUGCUCUGCUUGAUGUCCAGUUACGGCCAAUCACUUUCUUUGAAGGAUACACAGAUCUGAUGUCGAAGUUCUUCACGAGCUCAGGAGAACCCACAAAUGUGGUCAAAGGGAACGUAUUGCUGAUGGACCAUCUACAGGCAAUCCCACUUCAGUCUGGUUUGCAAACUGUGAUCACUCUCCGAGGAGGACUUGGGUUAGAUGUUUCAGCUGACAUCAAUGUGAAUUUGUGGGAGCAGGAGUUCAAAACAGGCGUCGAAACCAGGGGCGCACUGACCAUUGAUUUCCAAGCAGAACUGGAUGCGCCAUUUUUUCAAGCCACAGUCAAAACCCAAACAGAAGUCGAAAUGGCCACAAACUUCAAUACAGCUGGAAGAGUUUCUACCAUGCCCGUGCUCAUGUGUCUGCAGCUUACAGAAGAAGAAGUCGCUUACAGAGAAAUCUUCUCGGUCUCAGAAUCCUCUGCAAAUCACAGCACCACUGUCCGCAAAGGGAGAUGGACCACCAUCCCUGGGCGUGAGCUUUCCUUUCACAGAGCCAACUCUGAAAUGUGCAGGAUCCUGCUUGCAGAGACAACGGAACAAUAAAAAGCAGCAUCCA